CUUGUACCUGGUAUAUGAUGUUGUGACAGGGAGUGCGAGAGAGUGGAAUCAGACCAUCGUUCUCACGAAAUACUCUUACUUUUCUCAGCAACCUAGACCUUUAGUCCAAUGUCUUAUGCGAAAUAUGCGCGCGCCUUUGCAAGGGCACGGUCAGAUAUCUUAAGAAGCACCGUGAGCUCAAGCCACAGGCUGCGGUCCACUUUAGCCUCAAGGAACCCGGCCCCGGUGGAAGAGCCCCCUGUGGAGUCGUCAUGUACAGUGGUGAAGAAACCUGCGCUGGUGGAUCUGAUCAAUCAGACGAGCACGGUCCCCACCACCCAGACCGACAUGUUCUACAUCGACUUUGAAAACACGCAAGAAGCCUACAAGAGCAAAGACACGCUCGAGCUACUCAGAAGUUUUCUGGUUUUAAAACUUUGCACUUAUGAUUUCCUGGUUGACAAGAACAAGGAGCUGAUGGAUCUCUGUAAGAAGGUGCUGGGGCAGAAGAUGUUUGAGUGGCUGAUGAAGAUGACGUUCUACGGGCAGUUUGUGGGGGGAGAGGAUCAGGAGAGCAUCAAGCCACUGGUCCGGAAGAACCGAGCGUUUGGGGUGGGAUCCGCCUUGGACUACAGUGUGGAGGAGGACCUCACCCAGGAGGAGGCCGAGAACAAGGAGAUGGACUCAUGUGUGUCCCAGGCAGACAAAGAAGAGCCUGAAGACAGUCACAGAUUGGCCUACUGUCCAGAGCAUGAGUCGUUGGAGCACCGCGAGAAGAAGUACCAGGCCCACCGUCGCUUUGGCGACCGGCACGGGGGGGUGAUCAGCGCCCGCACGUAUUUCUACGCCAACGAGGCCAAAUGCGACCACCACCUGGAGACCUUCCUCAACUGCAUUCGUGCCUCAGGGGGAAGUUCUGAGGAUGGUUUCACUGCCAUUAAGAUGACGGCUUUGGGACGACCUCAGUUUCUGCUGCAGUUCUCUGAGGUUCUGGUGAAAUGGAGGCAGUUUUUCAGGUUCCUUGCAGCCCAGCAGGGAAAAGGCAACAUGGAGGCACUGAAGCAGAAGCUGGAGCUGGAACAACUGCAGGAAAGUUUGACUAAACUGGGUGUGGCCACCAGAGAUGACAUCCAGAACUGGUUUACUGGAGAGAAGUUAAGCUCCUCAGGAACCAUAGACCUUCUGGAUUGGAACAGCCUGAUGAACAGCCGCACCCGGAUCUCCAGCCUGCUGCUUGUGCCCAACAUGGAGACAGGUCAGUUGGAGCCCCUGCUCAAUAAGUUUACUGAGGAAGAGGAGCAACAGAUGAAGAGAAUGCUGCAGAGGAUGGAUGUUCUAGCCAAGUACGCAGAGGAACAAGGGGUUAGACUCAUGGUGGACGCAGAACAGACCUACUUCCAGCCCGCCAUCAGCCGACUGACCCUGGAGAUGCAGAGAAUCUUCAACACCCACAGACCCGUCAUCUUCAACACCUACCAGUGUUACCUGAAGGAGGCCUAUGAUAAUGUGUCCCUGGACGUGGAGCUGUCGCGGCGCGAGGGGUGGCUUUUUGGGGCCAAGCUGGUGCGCGGCGCAUACAUGGACCAGGAGCGCAGGCGUGCGGCAGAGAUCGGCUACGAGGACCCCAUCAAUCCCGACUACGAGGCCACCAACCGCAUGUACCACAGGUGUCUGGAUUAUAUUCUGGAGGAGGUUGGACACAACAGGCAGGCCAAUGUCAUGGUGGCAUCUCACAACGAGGACACAAUCAAAUACACCCUGCAGAGGAUGAAUGAGAUGGGUUUGUCUCCCAGGGAGAGCCUGGUGUACUUCGGUCAGCUGUUGGGCAUGUGCGACCAGAUCAGCUUCCCCCUGGGCCAGGCCGGUUUCCCGGUCUACAAGUAUGUACCGUACGGCCCCGUGAACGAGGUCAUCCCGUACCUGUCACGCCGCGCCCAGGAGAACCGCAGCUUCAUGAAGGGCUCGCAGCGAGAGCGCCACCUGCUGUGGACAGAGCUGAAACGCAGGCUGCUGAACGGCCAGAUCCUGUACAGGCCUGCCUACUGAAGGAGGGGCCCCGACGGCCCUCCCCCCCCCCCGUCUCUAACAUUCCGGUCUACGCGCCGCAGGGCACAGGCAUCCGUGCGUCUCUAAAAACAACCGAGCUGCACUUUUUAGGAGCGUCUGCUUUCGCGCCUUCAGACCAAGCCUCGCCGAAAGCUCUGGUGCCCCCUGCUGGCCGACACAGGCCACUGCUGACAGCACCGAACAGGCCGAGAACAACGUGGUCUGUUUCCUCCUAGCUGCCACUCGUGAUUCAGUCUAGUAACUUGAGUUAAAUAUCACAUGUGAUUAUUUAACUCAAGAUAUUAAAUAUCUUGAGGUAAAUAAUCAGACACGAGUUGAUCCAAAGUACUGUAACUUCUGGCGUUCACAUAUUAUCAGAAGUACUGUGAAUAUUUGAUUCAGAAGUGCUUAAUUUAUAUCCAGCAUGCCACUGUCUAAUGGGUACCAAGUGCAAUGUAGUGCUCACUUGGAUAUACUACCUAUGUACAUUUAACAUUCACUCAGAUGUAACCUGUUAGACAGUCAAUCAUUUGCAUGUGAUAUGUAACCUGUUAUUUAUGCUAUGACUUCCAUGCACAGUAUGUUUAUAGUACAGUGCAUAAGCUUCCGGCACAAGUUUGAAACUGUGCUAAAAAAGCACAUGAUACAUUUAAUAUUUUACUGACUGUGUGAGGAAUUCUGCUGAAUUAACUUAUUUUUUGGUUUUGGGCACCAAAGGAAUUGCAAAGGAACCACAGUGAAUACAAAGCUGGAACUCCAGGGUGUAAAAUGGGAUUUUAAGAUGUUGUAUAACCAGGAUUUUGAUGGGUCAUUGCCUUGCAGAAAAGAACGUUGUUAAAUAGAAGUUUUAACUUCACUUUUGUGAUUGCUAAUACUGUAUUUAAAUAGGUCACAGAUACAGUGCCCUCCAAAAGCAUGACAACAGUAGAGUGAAUUUUGUUUGGUUCGUAUUUUAGCUAUAUACCUAAGGCAUUUAGAAUUGCGAUCACAAGAUCAAUAUGAGACUAAAGUACAGACAGCCAGCUUUUAUGUCAUGGUAUUUGCAUGCAGGUGUGUUUUACCAUUUUACAGAACUGCUGUAUGUGUGUUGUCCCCUCAUUUUCGAUUGUAAGUUCAAAAGUAAGUUAACGGAUGUCUAACAAGUGUUAACUGUUGCGGAAAUGUGUUUCCAUUUGAAUGGAUUUGACCGCAGAUAAAAGGGCAGCGUUGUCUAGCCUUGGUUUUAGCCUUUUUGUUUUCAUCUGUGGAUAUUGCAUUUGGAGUCAGUGGCACACGCUGUCGUGAAGGUCAGAGGACUAACUAUGGCUGAAAAAGAGCUAAUCUGUAAGCUGAAAGCUCAGAAGAAUUCACUAAGAAGGAUAGCGUUACCAUGCUUUUGGAAGGAACUGUGUCUUCCUACAAACAACAUGGUUUAUAGAUUUCAUGUUUUAAGAUUUUAUUUACAGUCCAUUUACCAUUUAAUUUUCACAUGCAGCACAACAAUCACAACAUUAAACUAGAUUGGUUACAAAUAGUGAAAUAUUGUUUAUGCAGGCUGUGCUAAUUUAUAAUGAGAGAUUAUUAAACAGCAGGGCUGAGCAGGUUGCUCUGGUACAUUAUAACCAUUAUUAAUCUGUAAGAUUAAUACAGUAUUAAAGCCAUGUUUCUGUAGCUGAAUAUGAAUAUUUUACAGCAUAUUUACAUCCUUACAUGUGGUAAUCUUUUAAAACAUGAAACAAUUUAUGGAAUGUGUUAAUUUGUUAGAAAAUGGACCUUAUUGAAAAUAAGGAAAGAAGAGUAGCAUUGUGCAUGUGUAACAUUGCACGUUUUUAAAAUGUAUGGUGAAUUACAUUUAUGUGAUGUUAUGUUCCAUUGUUUUAUUUCAUAUUUAAAUCAUUGCUUUUCUUUGCUAAAUCAUUGGCCAUAUUACAUGGCAUAUAUUGUUGACCAUAAUACUGUUGAGUAAUUUUCUUUGAAAGCUGUUUGGAAGUGAUAAUAAGUUCUGUGAAGUGCUGAGAAUGAUGCAUGCUUUAAGCAAAGAAAUGAAGCCAGAUAUCACAUACAGCCUGACAGACCAGUAGUAGACAGUUAAACAAAUAUGAACGCAUCCUUUGCGGGAGUAUUCUUUUCAGAAUGCUGAUGAUGUAUAAAUGAUCGACCUGUGGAUUCACCUCUCCCCA
Messenger RNA from Anguilla anguilla (European eel), 4184 nucleotides. Its product is annotated as proline dehydrogenase 1, mitochondrial-like. Gene Ontology annotation, cellular component: mitochondrion. NCBI's taxonomy places the organism in Eukaryota, Metazoa, Chordata, Actinopteri, Anguilliformes, Anguillidae. The transcript has 15 exons. Gene Ontology annotation, molecular function: proline dehydrogenase activity; FAD binding. The record is from RefSeq and is a predicted model, not a curated record. Bases 109 to 2025 code for a protein of 638 amino acids.